Messenger RNA from Chilo suppressalis (striped riceborer), 933 nucleotides. The record is from the annotation of a GenBank genome assembly. Lineage: Eukaryota; Metazoa; Arthropoda; Insecta; Lepidoptera; Crambidae.
AUGGACGAGGUCAGCAUCCUGCAGAUCUGCAUAUCAAACUUCAAGGAAGAUGAGGUAUGCAGUGGCAAGGUGCUGUUGUUCCGGUCUGUCGGGAAGGCCGACAAGAUGGCAUCAACACGGAGGGAUGGUACUGAGAAGAGUAUGCAGGACAUCAUCACCCUGCUGAAGGAAACCGAUCCGGACGAUGUGCCUACAUUCGUAGCGAAGGAGCUGCACAAGCUGCCCCCCGUCACUUUCAACCACGUCGACGUCGCCAGACUGCAGAAGGACAUCAACUUCCUGAAAGCGAGUCUGGCCGAUGUAGUGAGCAUGUUAGAGGACUCUAACAACACCAUAGUUGAGUUGCGUGCUCAGGUAGCGUUAUUAAGUAGCGCAGCCGGUGCAAGUAGGUCACCCGAGGCGUCUAAGGUGAACGCACGUCGCGGGGCGCAAAAUGCAUCUAUCGGCAGUAUUGAGUCGGUGCCUGUCAGUGCGUCACCGGCCGCCGUCAUCGCGCGCGAUGCCUCGCUCCCCGCCACUGCUGCCCGCCCCUCUGCCUCGCCGGAGACGUCACGCGCAUGCACGUCCACACCGCAACGUGCUUAUGCAGUUGCAGCCGCCAGCCGGCAUGCCGAUGUGUAUCCAAAAGAGAAGAAUAGCAAACUCUGCGUAAAACGUGCUGCUCCGGCAGUGUCACAAAAUCAGAUUUGCGUCGAAGAGGGCUUCAUCAAGGUGGAAAGGAAGAAGAGGAAGCCCGCUUGCCGCAAUUUGUGUGGUGUUGCCCCGACCGGACCGAACCAACUGCUGCGUCCUGCAAUACCGACGACGCCGCUGUACGUGUCCCGACUGCACUACUCUACGAAGGAAGAGGAGAUCGUAGAGUACCUGCGAGUGAAGACGGAAGUUCUCCCUGAGGGUCGCACGGUUGGAGUCCCGUCACAAUGUGAAUUUUAA